AUGGCAUCCAAGAUCAAGGACGCGCUGCCUUCGCACCUCAAGCCGUCGUCUAACGGCUCAUCGGAAGGCUUCGACCAGGGGAGGCAUCAUGGGAAGUCCCAGUCGCACGUGGCCUUCGAGAACACCUCCACCUCAGUUGCUGCAUCCCAGAUGCGCAAUGCCCUCAACAACCUCGCCGACACGGUUACCGACCCGAAGGACAAGCAGAGGUUCGAGACUGAGAUGGACAACUUCUUUGCUCUCUUCCGCCGCUACUUGAACGACAAGGCCAAGGGCAACGAGAUUGAGUGGUCGAGGAUCUCCCCUCCAAAGGCCGAGCAGGUGGUGGACUACGACUCCCUGGGCAACUCAGACUCUGUCGACUUCUUGAACAAGCUCGCGGUGCUCAAGCUCAAUGGCGGUCUCGGAACCUCCAUGGGCUGCGUUGGCCCCAAGUCGGUCAUCGAAGUCCGUGAUGGCAUGUCCUUCCUCGAUCUCUCAGUCCGCCAGAUCGAGUACCUCAACCGCACAUACGACGUCAACGUCCCGUUCGUGCUCAUGAACUCCUUCAACACCGACGCCGACACCGCCAACAUCAUCAAGAAGUACGAGGGCCACAACAUCGACAUUAUGACCUUCAACCAGUCCCGUUACCCCCGUAUCCUCAAGGACUCCCUCCUCCCUGCGCCGAAGAACGCCAACUCUCAGAUCUCCGACUGGUACCCACCAGGCCACGGUGAUGUGUACGAGUCCCUCUACAACUCCGGCAUCCUCGACAAGCUCCUCGAGCGCGGCAUCGAGAUCCUCUUCCUUUCCAACGCCGACAACCUUGGUGCGGUCGUUGACCUGAACAUCCUCCAGCACAUGGUGGAGACAAAAGCAGAGUACAUCAUGGAGUUGACGCCCAAGACGAAGGCGGACGUCAAGGGCGGCACAAUCAUCGACUACGAGGGCCAGGCUCGUCUGCUCGAAAUCGCACAGGUGCCGAAGCAGUACGUGAACGAGUUCAAGAGCAUCAAGAAGUUCAAGUACUUCAACACCAACAACGUCUGGAUGAACCUGCGCGCCGUCAAGCGGGUCGUAGAGAACAAUGAGCUCGGCAUGGAGAUCAUCCCGAACGGCAAGAGCAUUCCCGCGGACAAGAAGGGCGAGGCAGACGUCAGCAUCGUGCAGCUCGAGACGGCUGUCGGUGCCGCCAUCCGCCACUUCAGCAACGCCCACGGUGUGAACGUCCCACGCAGGCGCUUCUUGCCCGUCAAGACCUGCUCCGACCUCAUGCUCGUCAAGUCGGACCUCUACACCCUCAAGCACGGCCAGCUCAUGAUGGACCCGAACCGCUUCGGCCCAGCGCCGCUCAUCAAGCUCGGCAACGACUUCAAGAAGGUGUCCAGCUUCCAGUCCCGCAUCCCGUCCAUCCCGAAGAUCCUCGAGCUUGACCAUCUCACCAUAACCGGUGCGGUCAACCUUGGCCGCGGGGUAACGUGCAAGGGCACUGUCAUUAUCGUGGCGACCGAGGGCUCGACCAUCGACAUCCCGCCGGGCUCUGUGCUGGAGAACGUGGUGGUGCAGGGCAGCUUGCGUCUGUUGGAGCACUAG
Molecule: messenger RNA, 1575 nt
Organism: Saxophila tyrrhenica
Lineage: Eukaryota; Fungi; Ascomycota; Dothideomycetes; Mycosphaerellales; Extremaceae
Gene: UGP1
Product: UTP-glucose-1-phosphate uridylyltransferase
Exons: 3
Coding region: 1-1575 (524 amino acids)
Biological process (GO): glycogen metabolic process; UDP-alpha-D-glucose metabolic process
Cellular component (GO): cytoplasm
Molecular function (GO): UTP:glucose-1-phosphate uridylyltransferase activity
Source: RefSeq, a predicted model, not a curated record